UGAUGAAGAAAUCAGACCAAGGAUAAUCUCAGGCUGGUAGUUGUGGUUUCACAAUUAUUUGUAAGCAGCUAUCGGUCUUCUCGCAGAAGGGACCUGCAUUGUUGCAUCAAAUUAUUAAAGAUUGUCAGUUUCUGAAAUGGAUACUGCAAAAAUGAAAGGAGCAAAGAGUGUUGGCAGCGAUCUGUCAGAGCAGAUAAAAGAGGUGACCAAAGACAGCCAUGUACGUGCUGAGAACACCCAGCUAAUGCUCAACUACCAGAAAGGACAGAUCACUCUACCGCAGUACAAGAUUCUUCUGUGCUCCCUGUACAAGAUCUACCAAGCGCUGGAAGAGGAACUGGACAGGAACUCGGCCCAUCCAGCUGUGGAGCCCAUCUACUUUCCUCAGGAGUUAGCCAGAUUGGAGCCCCUUGAGAGAGAUCUUGAAUAUUUCUUUGGGCCACAGUGGAGAAAGAGAGUCACAGUACCUGCUGCAACACACAGAUACACAGAGAGGCUCCGAGAGAUUGGCAGGAGCAGUCCUAAUCUCCUCGUAGCUCAUGCUUACACCCGUUACCUUGGUGACUUGUCAGGAGGUCAGGUCCUAGGAAAAAUUACCCAGAGGUCCAUGGGACUUAACGGCAAGGAGGGUGUGGAAUUCUUCUCAUUCCCUGGCGUGACAAGCCCUCAUCGCUUUAAGCAGCUGUACAGGAGCAGAAUGAACAGCAUUGAGCUGAGUGAGGAAGAGCGCAGGAAAGUUCUGGACGAAGCUGUCAGGGCCUUCGAAUUUAACAUUGAGGUUUUUGAUGACCUUCAAAAAAUAUUAAGCAUCACAGAUGCUACUUUGGGUGGCAGUGGAACGCAAAACGGAUCCACCACAACACCAGCCAUUUCGAGCUCUCCAGUUAUUCAGUAUACAUUAGGACUGUGUGUUGUACUGGCAACUGUUGGAAUGGGCGUCUAUGCUGCUUUUUAAAUGUUAUACAGAAUAUAUAAGAAACUGUUUACUUUGAAUCAAUGAUAAAUAACUGAUUAGAAACUAAAGCUGCUUGAAAUACAGGACUGAGCCACUGCGAUUAUGAAAAAGCACGAAAAUGACAUUUCUGACCAGUUUUCAAUUCGUAAUUCAAAAACAAGGUGAGCUCACUGAAAUUCAUUCAAGUUAUUUUUUUUGCAAUGCAAGAUUUAAGCGAUUCUGGAAAUAUUUGACUAAUAAAUUCACUUCCUGUAUACAUUU
Messenger RNA from Neoarius graeffei (lesser salmon catfish), 1216 nucleotides. It is a transcript of the gene hmox1a, whose product is annotated as heme oxygenase 1a. The record is from RefSeq and is a predicted model, not a curated record. The transcript has 6 exons. Lineage: Eukaryota; Metazoa; Chordata; Actinopteri; Siluriformes; Ariidae. The coding region runs from base 137 to 955 and encodes 272 amino acids. Gene Ontology annotation, molecular function: heme binding; heme oxygenase (decyclizing) activity. Gene Ontology annotation, biological process: heme catabolic process; response to oxidative stress; heme oxidation.